Frankliniella occidentalis (western flower thrips) is the source of this 2071-nucleotide messenger RNA. Its product is annotated as G-protein coupled receptor 143. Gene Ontology annotation, biological process: G protein-coupled receptor signaling pathway; regulation of calcium-mediated signaling; cell surface receptor signaling pathway. Bases 305 to 1447 code for a protein of 380 amino acids. The transcript has 6 exons. Gene Ontology annotation, cellular component: plasma membrane; melanosome membrane. Gene Ontology annotation, molecular function: dopamine binding; L-tyrosine binding; L-DOPA receptor activity. The record is from RefSeq and is a predicted model, not a curated record. NCBI's taxonomy places the organism in Eukaryota, Metazoa, Arthropoda, Insecta, Thysanoptera, Thripidae.
CAGUCUCGCAUUCUUGUCCAGCGGAAGAAACAACAAAACAACAAACGACAACACUUGUCCAGCAGCCGAUGAAUGAGGGGGGAACUUGAACUUGACGAUUAUGUAACCACAGAUAGGGAAAACUACAAAACCUUUUGUAAAGUGUCAAAGAUGGAGAAAUUACCAUCUUAUCCGCAUUUCAAGUGGUGUCUGUAACCAGUGGUUGACUUAAGACAUGAUUAUAUAGCUUAUCUUCAAGCCUCUAUUUACCAGAAACUAUUCCCCUGUCUGCUUUUGUUUACAUUAUCUUUUAACCUGACCGGCAAUGGCAGACCCUACUAUUCAAACAUUUUGCUGCCACCAGCCAGACAAAGCUGAUUCGUCUGUUGAUAUUAUGCAAGCUUUUAAUUCAAAUUCCUACAGUACUGUGUGUCUUAUCUCCUCUUCCAUUGGCAUCUUGGGGGCAGUUUAUCAGGUUCUUCCCCGUGAGGAGCCCUAUUUGUCCCACAGGUGGCUUACUCAAUCAGCUACUCGAGGGCGUCAAAUGGUUGUUUGGUUGGCUGUUGCUGACCUGCUUGCUUCCCUAGGUGUAUUCAUCAGAUCAGCUCUAUGGCUGAACUACAGAUCUCUCAUGAAUCCAGACAGUGAUUCAUCUGUGUUAUUUUGUGCUAUUGUUUCUGCCUGGAUUCAGUAUUUCUACACUGCCACAUGGUUCUGGACACUUUGUUAUGCAAUUGAUAUGAGACUGGUUCUUCGAGAACGCCCUGGUCAUCCAGUACUAUACCACAUGUGUUGUUGGAUUAUUCCUGCUGUACUGACAUCAGUUGGACUAUCUAUUCUUUACAUUCCCGAUGCAAACUGUCAUAAUCUCAAAACAUUGGGAAGUGCUGUUCUUCACAUACUGCCUAAUUACCUUGCCACUUAUGUCCCAAUGGCAGUGGUAAUGAUUGUAAAUCCAAUCCUUUACUGUGAUGUAGCUCAAGCUGUGCACACAGCUGUGGUUUGCAGUCUUGCUCAAUUUACCAGCAAAGAGAGAGGAUUGGUUGACACAGUCCGCCUUAAACUUGCCUUCAUCAAUCUUGCUUUCUAUGCUUGUUGGCUUCCCAAUAUUAUCAAUGGCAUUUUGCUGUGGACCCUUUGGUAUAAUCUACCAACUAAUGUCAUCAUCUCUUUGUGGUACAUCAUGGCUGUCAUGAACCCUUUGCAGGCUCUAUUUAACAGCAUGGUUUAUCGGCGUUGGACAGGAGGGUCAGAUAAAGUAUACAUUCCUUGUCGCAAACUCUCUGGACGCAGCGCACUCAAUGAUGCCAUUGAUGAUGAACAAGUCCGACCACCUCUCUCAACCGAGAGUACUCCGUUACUUGAAACGUUACCCUCCAAAUCUACAAAAGGCAAUGCAAACCUAUCUCUGAGCCUUACCUCUAGCACUCACCAGAGAACUGUUUCCAGUAUUAAUGGUGCCAUGUGACCUCAUCUUCACAUUGACACGAAUGUAUUUUAAUAGUAACUGUACCCUUCUGGAAGCUGGGAAACGGUCUUAGCAGUUUUGGACCUUUCAAAGAGUUAGCAUAGGCUUGUUUUGGCAGAUCUCCAAGCAGGUACAAACCUGACGGGACCGUUUCCGUAUCUGGGUAUACCAGUACGUAUUUGUAUUUCCACACUCUGUCUAAUAAUGUGACAUUUCAAAAAAUAAUGAUGAGAGUUAUGUAGACAACGUCUUCCUGUAUUCUUUGGUGCUAAGGGCUCACCUGCUGCUGAUGUCACUGCCAUUUGAUGUCAUGAAAGGUGUACUUAACUUCACACUUGACACUUGCACCCUGCCAUAUGUAGCUAGUCCCAUCUUUUAACUAAUUAUUGUACAUGGUUUACAUUUUUAAUCUUAAGACCUAUAGUCAUUCUAGCUAAAGCUAGAAGUAUUAAUCAUCCUUGCUGUGUUUGUACUCCAAGGCAUAGUAUUCAUAUUCAGCUCUUAGGUAAAUGUAAUUUAAGUAACUUCAUUACAUCAAUAUUACUAUUUUUGUAUUGCUUUUCUCCACUAUAUUUAUCUUAUUUACCGUACUUUGUUUAUAUACAAACAUUUUGAAAUAAAUGU